Sciurus carolinensis (gray squirrel) is the source of this 4221-nucleotide messenger RNA. RefSeq names its product DNA methyltransferase 3 beta (gene Dnmt3b). Gene Ontology annotation, molecular function: DNA binding; DNA (cytosine-5-)-methyltransferase activity, acting on CpG substrates. Gene Ontology annotation, biological process: negative regulation of transcription by RNA polymerase II. Gene Ontology annotation, cellular component: nucleus. The record is from RefSeq and is a predicted model, not a curated record. The transcript is spliced from 23 exons. Lineage: Eukaryota; Metazoa; Chordata; Mammalia; Rodentia; Sciuridae. The coding region runs from base 296 to 2863 and encodes 855 amino acids.
GCGCCGCUCCCUCGCAGCUGCCGCCCCCGGCCCGGCCGCCGCAGCCCGCGUGGACGCUCCGCUCUGGGCGCCCCCCGACGACGGCACCAGCCCACUGGCGGGCGGGCGAGCGGGUGGCUGCACCCGGCCGGCAGCGCUGGGGUUAAGUGGCCCAAGUAAACGUAGCUCGGCGAUCGGCGCCGGAGAUUCGCUAGCCGAGCACCCUGCGCGGCCGCCCGCCGGCCUCCCGCCCGCCGGUCCCGACCCGCGGCGCGACCACCGAGCCGCGCCCGAGCCAGCCCCGCGGCAGGAAACAAUGAAGGGGGACACCAGACACCUCAGUGAAGAGGAGGGCGCCAGCGGGAGGGAGGACUCCAUCAUCAUCAUCAACGGGGCCUGCAGUGACCAGUCCUCUGACUCCAAGGACGCCCCCUCUCCCCCGAUCCUAGAGGCCAUCCGCACCCCCGAGAUCAGAGGACGCAGAUCCAGCUCCCGCCUGUCCAAGAGGGAAGUCUCCAGCCUGCUCAGUUACACUCAGGAUCUGACAAGAGAAGGAGACGGUGAGGAAGAUGGGGACGGCUCUGACACUCCCGUGAUGCCACGACUGUUCCGGGAAACCAGGACGCGGUCCGAAAGCCCAGCGGUCCGAAACCGAAAUAGCAGUGCCUCCAGCCGAGAGAGGUACAGGCCCUCCCCACGUUCCACCCGAGGCCGCCAGGGCCGCAGUCACGUGGACGAGUCUCCCGUGGAGUUCCCGGCUACCAGGUCCUUAAGGCGGCGGGCAACAGCACCGGCAGGUACGCCGUGGCCAUCUCCGUCCAGUCCUUACCUCACCAUCGACCUCACCGACGACGAUGUGACCCCACAGAGCAGCAGUACCCCCUAUGCUGGCCUGGCUGAGGACAGCCAGCAGGAGAACACAGGGUCCCCCCAGGUGGACGCAGAGGGGAGAGAUGCAGACAACACGGAGUAUCAGGAUGGGAAGGAGUUUGGAAUAGGGGACCUGGUGUGGGGAAAGAUCAAGGGCUUCUCUUGGUGGCCUGCUAUGGUGGUUUCCUGGAAAGCUACCUCCAAGCGCCAAGCCAUGUGCGGCAUGCGAUGGGUCCAGUGGUUUGGAGAUGGCAAGUUCUCUGAGGUCUCUGCAGACAAACUGGUGGCCUUGGGGCUGUUCAGUCAGCAUUUUAACCUGGCCACCUUCAAUAAACUGGUGUCAUACAGGAAGGCCAUGUACCACGCCCUGGAGAAAGCCAGGGUGCGAGCUGGCAAGACCUUCCCCAGCAGCCCUGGAGACUCAUUGGAAGACCAGCUGAAGCCCAUGCUGGAGUGGGCCCACGGGGGCUUCAAGCCCACUGGGAUCGAGGGCCUCAAACCCAACAGCAAGCAACCAGUGGUUAAUAAAGCGAAGGUGCGUCGUGCAGGCAGUAGGAACUUAGAAUCAAGGAAAUACGAGAACAAGAGUCGAAGACGCACAGCUGAUGACUCUGCCACCUCCGACUACUGUCCCCCAACCAAGCGCCUGAAGACCAACUGUUACAACAAUGGCAAAGACCGCGGAGAGGAAGAUCAGAGCCGAGAACAAAUGGCUUCUGAUGUCACCAAUAACAAGGCCAAUCUCGAAGAUAGCUGUUUGUCCUGUGGUAGGAAAAAUCCUGUGUCCUUCCACCCUCUCUUUGAGGGUGGUCUCUGCCAGACCUGCCGGGAUCGCUUCCUCGAGCUGUUCUACAUGUACGACGAUGAUGGUUAUCAGUCCUAUUGCACCGUGUGCUGCGAGGGCCGUGAGCUGCUUCUCUGCAGCAACACCAGCUGUUGCCGGUGCUUCUGUGUGGAGUGCCUGGAAGUGCUGGUGGGCACAGGCACAGCCGCGGACGCCAAGCUUCAGGAGCCCUGGAGCUGCUACAUGUGUCUCCCCCAGCGCUGCCACGGGGUCCUGCGGCGCCGGAAGGACUGGAAUGUGCGCCUGCAGGCCUUCUUCACCAGUGACGUGGGGCUUGAAUACGAGGCCCCCAAGGUGUACCCUGCGAUUCCCGCAGCCAAACGGCGUCCCAUUAGAGUCCUGUCACUGUUCGAUGGAAUUGCCACAGGUUACUUGGUUCUCAAAGAGUUGGGCAUUAAAGUGGAGAAGUAUGUCGCAUCUGAAGUGUGUGAAGAAUCCAUUGCCGUCGGAACCGUUAAACAUGAGGGAAAUAUCAAAUAUGUGAAUGACGUCAGGAAUAUCACCAAGAAAAACAUUGAAGAGUGGGGUCCAUUUGAUUUGGUGAUUGGCGGAAGCCCAUGCAAUGACCUAUCAAAUGUGAAUCCGGCCCGGAAAGGCCUGUAUGAGGGCACUGGCAGACUCUUCUUCGAAUUCUACCACCUGCUCAAUUACUCGCGCCCCAAAGAGGGGGAUGACCGGCCGUUCUUUUGGAUGUUUGAGAAUGUUGUAGCCAUGAAGGUCGGCGACAAGAGGGACAUCUCGCGGUUCCUGGAGUGCAACCCGGUGAUGAUUGACGCCAUCAAAGUGUCUGCUGCUCACAGGGCCCGAUACUUCUGGGGAAACCUACCAGGGAUGAACAGGCCUGUGAUAGCAUCAAAGAAUGAUAAGCUCGAGCUGCAGGACUGCUUGGAAUUCAGUAGGACAGCAAAGUUAAAGAAAGUGCAGACAAUAACCACCAAGUCCAACUCGAUCAAACAGGGGAAAAACCAACUUUUCCCCGUUGUCAUGAAUGGCAAAGAAGAUGUUCUGUGGUGCACCGAGCUCGAGAGGAUCUUCGGGUUUCCUGUACACUACACGGAUGUGUCCAACAUGGGCCGUGGUGCCCGCCAGAAGCUGCUCGGGAGGUCCUGGAGUGUGCCGGUCAUCAGACACCUCUUCGCCCCCUUGAAGGACUACUUUGCAUGUGAAUAGUUCUACCCUGGCCUGCUGGGGCACUGGGGUGCCUGGGACAGAGCCAGGACCCAGAAAGCACCCUGAUCCCUAACAGGCACCCCAACUCUGCCCUCUCAGCCGAGCUGUGGGGUCUCCCCGCAUACCUUAGUCCUCCUGCUCACUGGGAGCAGAGCCACCUGACCCUCUCUUGCAGGGGGUGGCCAAGGUGUCACCUUCUUGUGCACAAUUCCGACCCGGCUGCUCAGAGCAGCCAAACACGGUGCUCAUUUUUCCUUCUAAAACUUUAAAACUUGAAGUAGAUAGUAAAAUGGCUUUUUCCUCCCUCCUGGGUUUACCACUCAGAGAACAAUGGCUAAGAUACCAAAACCACAUACUCACAGCCCUCCGAUACUCAGGUUGAAACGCCAAAUCACCCAAGACUAUUAUCGCAAGACUUUUAAAAAAUGUCUACAGCUCUGUUUACAGGAGUGUGCAGUUGUAGACAUGUAGCUGAGGGACAUUUUAAAGGCCCAGCAUGAAUGUUUUUUUUCCUAGGGCUACCAGAAGAGGAAGUGACACAUAGUUGAAUCUUUGCCUCAGUACAAGGCCAUUAGAGUAUUUCCCACCAUGAUGGUGAUUCAGCAGGGAUGACAUCACCAUCCUCUCAUUCAGGGCUAUCCCCCCCCCCCCAACCCAAGGGCAGGGGCCACCUUAGCUAAAUCUCUCCUGGAAACUGCAAUAGCUCUGGGGAGCUCAGGAAGGGGUGGGCCAGAGUUAUAUAUAAGCUGCUGGAAUUACAUAGGAGAAGUUGGGCUUCUCAGUUAUCUCCUCCCCUGUGUGAGGGGCGUGAUGGAGGGAACCUAGCGAGGUACACCCCCUCAUCCCCUCUCCAGUAGGCACAGGUCCCCAGAUUCCUCAUCCUUUCUGGACUCAAGCCGGUGACAGCCAGGGACAGAAGCACAUUCCUAACUUUUUCCCCUCAUCUAAGAGAUGGCCGGGGGAAAAACUGCAAUAAAAGCUCCAUGCUCCCGCCAGAGAUUUUAAAAUCCUUUUUUAUUCCAUGAUAACGUCAUUUUUUAGGGGAACAGGAGGUCGGGCAAGCUGCAUUUCUGAAAUGCUGCUGCGAUGGUUUUUAACAUCUUUUACUCCUCUUAACUGGUGCUAUUCAGUAGAAUCAGGAACCUUGACACAUUUUGUGGGGCUUUUUAUACACUUUUUAAAAAAACCUUCAAGACUUCUAUUUUUAUGUUUAACAUUUGCAUUAAAAUUUUUUUUUUUUUUUGGUAACUGGAGCCACAUAACAAGUAUGGGGAAAAAACCGUGCCUUGUUUUCAACUGUUUUUGCUAAUUUUUAGGCUGAAAGAUGAUGAUGCCUAGAGGUGACCUUAUUCUGUUUA